AUGGCGGAGACCGAAUGGCAGCUCAUCAGCCAGGGCGCCGAGGCGAAAGUGUUCGAGACGGACUUCGCCGGCCGCCCCUGCAUCGUCAAGGAGCGCAUCAAGAAGAGCUACCGCCUGUCGGUGCUGGACAAGAAGCUGUCGCACCGCCGCCUGGUGCAGGAAGCUCGCUGCAUCCUCAAGUGCCGCCGCGCUGGGGUCCUCACGCCCGCCAUUUUCCUCGUGGACGAGGACAAGAGCCGCCUCUACCUGGAAAAAGUGCAAGGCGGCAGCCUCAAGGACUAUUUGCGACGAGCCUACAAGCUCGCAGACCCCAAGUAUGGCCCGAUGGCCUUGAAGAAGGCCUACCAGAUCGGCGCAGCCAUCGCCAAGAUGCACGACGCGGACAUCGUCCACGGAGACCUGACCACGUCCAACAUGAUGCUGAGCAGCGACGACGCUACGGAUGUGACGAUGAUCGACUUUGGUCUGGCCAACUCGCAGCCGCUGCCGGAGGACAAGGCUGUGGACCUUUACGUCAUGGAGCGAGCAUUUGCCAGCACCCACGUGAACUCAGAGCUACUGGUUGAAGAGGUGCUGCGUGCAUACCGAGCGAAAUCCCGUCGCUCUGAUGCGAUCUUCCAGAAGCUCUCGCAAGUCCGUCUGCGUGGCCGGAAGCGUACUAUGGUCGGAUAA
Molecule: messenger RNA, 672 nt
Organism: Phytophthora sojae
Lineage: Eukaryota; Oomycota; Peronosporomycetes; Peronosporales; Peronosporaceae
Exons: 5
Coding region: 1-672 (223 amino acids)
Biological process (GO): protein phosphorylation
Cellular component (GO): cytosol; EKC/KEOPS complex; nucleus
Molecular function (GO): protein serine/threonine kinase activity; ATP binding
Source: RefSeq, a predicted model, not a curated record